AUGUAUGAACCGAUCUUCCGCACAUGUUUUCGCCGCUUGCUGGGCGAGCUUGCGGAAGAUGGUAUCAGCUAUGUGGAAUUCCGUAUCGCGCGGCUUUCUUUCACGCUGGAAGGACAAGAUGAACCCGAAGAGACUGGUGAGGGGUUCUGCGCAUUAUUUGAAGAGGAAGUUGCGCGGUUCCAGCAGACCGAGGCAGGAAAAUCUUUCCAUGGGGCGCGGAUUAUCUGGUCUGGGCUCCGGUUCAUGGACAACAUAGAUCUUGUCGAUAGCAUGAAGCAAGGUAUUGAGUUAAAGAAGUCGUUCCCUGAACUGAUCUGCGGCUACGACUUAGUUGGCCAAGAGGAUACAGGGCGGCCACUGGUUGACCUUGUCCCACUCCUAUUUUGGUUUAAAAAGCAAUGCGCAGAAGAAGGGGUCGAUAUGCCGUUCUUUUUCCACGCUGGCGAGUGCUUAGGAGAUGGCGACGAUACAGACCACAACCUUUUCGACGCAAUUCUCCUUGGAACAAGGCGAAUUGGCCAUGGAUUCUCGCUUUUCAAGCAUCCUUUGCUUAUCGAUUUGGUCAAAGAGAAGCAGAUUCUCAUUGAAUGUUGCCCUAUCUCGAAUGAGAUUCUCCGACUUACAAGCACGAUCAAGUCCCACCCGCUACCUGCGUUGCUAUCCCGCGGGGUUGCUGUAUCGCUUUCCAACGAUGAUCCUGGAAUUCUUGGCCACGGUCAAAACGGACUAACGCAUGACUUUUGGCAGGCCGUACAGGGGUUGCAGAAUGUGGAUCUUGCCGGUCUUGCCAUGAUGGUCCAGAACUCGAUCCGCUGGAGCUGCUUUGAAGACCAGUCGACGGCACAAUGGAAAAAGGAUGUUAAAGACGGGAUCUUAGGCGAAGGAUUGAAGGCUACGCGACUAAAGGAAUGGUGGUCUGAAUUUGAGAAGUUCUGUGAAUGGGUAGUGAUGGAAUUUGCCGAGUUUGAUGAGGAGAACGAUUAG
Molecule: messenger RNA, 984 nt
Organism: Penicillium chermesinum
Lineage: Eukaryota; Fungi; Ascomycota; Eurotiomycetes; Eurotiales; Aspergillaceae
Exons: 1
Coding region: 1-984 (327 amino acids)
Biological process (GO): inosine biosynthetic process; adenosine catabolic process
Molecular function (GO): adenosine deaminase activity
Source: RefSeq, a predicted model, not a curated record